AUAGCGCUGUGACAGUUGCUCGUGGCGCCUCAGACGGUGCGAUACAAAAACCGGCGAUUUCUUCCCAUUAAACUUCACCUGUUCGUGGCAAGCGUUUUUUGUUUUUGUGCUUUUGCAACCAGUAUUCGAGCGGAAGCAGAGAGUGGAAGUGCGAGAGUGCAUGUGUGCGGAUUGUCUUGUGUUUAUUUGAUUGCUUGCCUUUUAUUGUUUCACGCGUUGCGACGUGGUUUCUAAUACUACAAAAUAUUAUUAUUUUUAUCAAAAUCCAAAAGUGCAAAAUAUUGCGCUAGCAACGUGAUAAGAAAUUUACGAAAGAAAUUGAGCCGAUAAUUGCCUUGGACCGUGAGCUGAGUAAUAAAGAGAGAGAGAAACCGCCGCGGGGAAAACAUUUAGCUUGUCAAAUAUACUUAUCGUUCUAACACUUGAAUUUUAUUUGGCGCACACUACCGCAACAUCAUCCACAAAUGAAUCCCAUAAGCGACGAUGCAGCGCCAAUUCUACGACCGCUUGCGCCCACUUUACAGAAAAUCGCCUGCGAAGAGCUGAAUGAGGUGCCCAAUCGUGUGGCGGACGAUGUGCUGGCGCUGCGUCAAUGGAUACACAAACAACCGCAUUUGUGUGCGCGCACCAAUGAUCAGUUUCUCGUCGGCUUUCUGCGCGGCUCCAAGAAUAGUUUGGAGAAGGCGAAGCAGAAAAUCGAUCGUUACUACACAUUGAAGGCGGCCUUGCCGGAGGUGUUCAAUGAGCGACGACAGGUGGACGAUCCGCUAGUGAUGGAAAUUGUACGCCUAGGCAUCAUCUUACAGAUACCGCUGCCAGCAGACUACCAUGGCCCCUGCAUAACGAUCAUACGCGCAUGCUCGUACGACACCACCAAAUAUAAAUUCGCCGAUAUUAUACGCGUCGGUUCGAUGUUUGGCGAAAUUAUGACAAUCGAGGAUGACAAUUCCACAGUUAGCGGCUAUAUUGAGAUUAUGGAUAUGUGUAAUGUGAGUGGCCAGCAUUUUCUACAAUUGAAACCGGAUUUGCUGCGCAAGUUCUCCACGUUCGCUGAGGAGGCAAUGCCAAUGCGUCAACGGGGCACACAUUUUAUUAAUGUACCGUCGGCGUUCGAGAAGGGCUUCCGGACACUAAGCACUUUCUUUCCGGAGAAAAUGCUCAGUCGGAUUUCAGUCAACUCCAAUCCCGAAGCGUUGUUCGACUUCGUGCCACGCGAACAUUUGCCGCAGGAGUAUGGCGGUGAGAAUGGCACCAUAGCCGAUAUUGUGGAGCGCAUGGAAGCGAAAUUGUUGCGUUAUCGCGACUACUUUUUGCUGGAACCGGAAUUCGGCACUAAUGAGAAGUUGCGCGAGGGCGCGCUCUAUAAUUAUGAGAACAUUUUCGGGCUGGAGGGUUCAUUCCGUAAAUUAGAAGUCGAUUAGCCACAAGCUACUUUUAUUCUUUUUUGUAGCUUUCCUUUGAUAUUUGCUGUUUUUACCUACUUAAAAAAUAUAAAUUUAUAAUUCGUAGCGUUUAUGAUGGAUAUUUACAGUGAUUGUCUGUAUAAGUUAUUGAUAUUUAAGUGAAUUAAAGUAACAAUCGUAUCAAGAUAAAAAAAUGUAGAGCAGAAUUGAUCGACAAAUUUAAUAAA
Molecule: messenger RNA, 1630 nt
Organism: Bactrocera tryoni
Lineage: Eukaryota; Metazoa; Arthropoda; Insecta; Diptera; Tephritidae
Product: retinol-binding protein pinta
Exons: 4
Coding region: 465-1421 (318 amino acids)
Cellular component (GO): membrane
Molecular function (GO): phosphatidylinositol bisphosphate binding
Source: RefSeq, a predicted model, not a curated record